Messenger RNA from Formica exsecta, 1267 nucleotides. Its product is annotated as cilia- and flagella-associated protein 157-like. Gene Ontology annotation, cellular component: cilium; ciliary basal body. Gene Ontology annotation, molecular function: microtubule binding. The coding region runs from base 94 to 1233 and encodes 379 amino acids. NCBI's taxonomy places the organism in Eukaryota, Metazoa, Arthropoda, Insecta, Hymenoptera, Formicidae. The record is from RefSeq and is a predicted model, not a curated record. The transcript has 5 exons.
UUAAUAGAUUUAUAAAUGCAUUUCUCGUAUAUUUUCUAAAUAUUAUGAAAAUAAAUUGUUAGGCGAAAUAUUGACACUGUCGUGAUAAUAAAAAUGGAUUUGUAUGGAAAAGAUAAGGGCAAUGUCAGUUUACCAUCGCGUCUUCAGUCGCGCGAUUUUAAGGAAACCAAGCUGAAAGAUAUCAUUAUUAACACGCAAAAAUGUUUGUAUGAUUUAAAAAUUGCAGAAUCAAAUAAAAGAAUUCAAAGAUUAGAAGAACGGAAUAAGGAAUUAGAGAAUACUUUAGAAGAUACAGAUGAUUCCAUCAAAACUUUGCAAGAAGAGAAAGGGAAAGAAAUAUCUAGUUUAAACUCACAAAUAACUUCUUAUACAGUCAGGACAGAGGAGUAUAAGAAUCAAUUAGCUGCUCUUGAAAAAUCAAGGAUUAAUGAUAAAUUCACUCACACUGAAAAAACUAAAAAUAUUGAUGAAAAAUAUAAAAACAAACGACUCAUGCUCAUUUCACAAAUCAAGCUCUUGAGCGCUAAAACUAAUGUUUUGGAAGAUUACAAGUCAAUGCAACAUAUCCUGGAAAAAAAAUUGAAUAUGAAAAAUCAAUAUUUAAUUCAUCAAAAAGAACAGGUAGCAGAGAGCUUGCGUCAAAUUGAACACAAAUUCAGGAUUGACAGAGAAAAACUCAAAAAAAACUUAUAUAAUUGUCUCGUGGAUCUGGCUAGUGCGUUUCAACUUAAAGUAGGCCAACAUAUGCCACAUUCUAUAGCCAAGUUAUUGUCAGAAAAUAUAGCUAUAAGCAAUCAAUUAUCAAUGAUUGUGGAAGGCAUAAUUCCUAAAAAACAAGAUUGCAUCUUAUAUGAUAAUGAAAAAGGAAAAUAUAAAAACAAAAUCAACAAUGCGCACUUGAAUGCAAAGCGAUCCAUAGUAAUCGCCAAAUUAGAAAAAUCCACAAUUGCUAUGUUACGUCAAAUGCACAAUAAAACAGAUAAUAAAUUAUCCAAAAUAAUCAAAUUCAAUCAUCUUACGGAAGAGCAAUACGUGGUGAACAAAGACAAUGCUAAGAUUAAAGCACAAAAGUGUGAGAUGUAUGUAAAACAGUUGGAAAUUUUGCUUUAUUGCGAGAAAGAGAAACUCGCUAUUGCUAAAUAUCAGAAGCAGUGUGUAUCUGAUCAAUUACAAGCAUAUUUACAGAUGCUCUAUGAUGUUAAAUAUGUACUAAUAAAUCUUAAAACUGAAUAAAAAAUGUGCAAUUAUAAAUGACAAAAAUAAAGCU